Schistocerca piceifrons (Central American locust) is the source of this 954-nucleotide messenger RNA. RefSeq names its product serine/arginine repetitive matrix protein 1-like. NCBI's taxonomy places the organism in Eukaryota, Metazoa, Arthropoda, Insecta, Orthoptera, Acrididae. The transcript has 2 exons. The record is from RefSeq and is a predicted model, not a curated record. Bases 1 to 954 code for a protein of 317 amino acids.
AUGGACGCUGAGGCUGCCGUCCCGCCGCCGUCGCCCGUGGAGGUCAUUGCUCCGCCUCCUCAUCCGAGCAUACCCAGUGGCAGUACACAGCCUCGGCAGUUUCUCCACAGGGCGUUUUCCUCGCCCCCUCACGAGCAAUUCAGGGUUGUGGGUGGGCAGCACGCCCCGGCAGUUCCGCUGUCCACCCCCUCAGCUGCACCGCCCCUGGGUCCCUACACCCGCCGUCGGAAGCCAUACUCAGCGACGGUGCGCCGUUUCAGGAAAGAGGGAUGUGCUGCCGAAGAACCACCCACGUCGCAACCUACAGUGCUACCGGUGACCUAUGCCGCUGCUCUGGCUUCUCCUACCACUUUGCAACGUCGCCCGGUCACCACAAACGACGCCACCAACGAGUCCGACCAGACACCGACGGCGAGCGCCUCGGACGACCCGCCACCUCGGCCGGCCAUUGACGCCGCUCCGAAGAUGCCGGCGCAACCAGACGUUGACCCUGAUCUCGGAAACACGAUGGAGAUCGACUCGCUCAUCGUUCCUACAGCGGCCGUUCUGCCAGAACGACGCGACUCCCUUCCGUCGUCGGACACGGAGGGUCGCACAAGGAAACAACGUUCCCCGAAACGUCGCAAGCGAAGACGUCGCACAGUUUCCGGCCAAGAGGAGACGUUACAAGUCGAGGAGGACGUAACCGUCGACCAGCACGAGGCCUCAGAACCCGCUACUGCUGACGAAGACGUAAUGAGCGCGGAGACAUCUAUCGGUGUGCCUGCGCCCCGUGCUGACGCUGAACUAAAUCAUGAACGUAUCACAGGCGACACUACACCACGCACAAUUACAAUAUCUUCUGCCGACAAAAUGGACGAUACACCAGUUUCUGCUUCCACGGCGUGGCACGAGGAGGAGGUCACGGAGCAGGAGCCGUUACGGGACCCUGCGCCGUCACGGCCGCACCACUAA